UAGACAAUGCAAGGGCGGUGCUCACACUGAUCGAUCCCACCGGCUAGCGUAAAGUUUUGUUUUUUUUAACCAAUUCACGGCUAGUCGACAUUAAAGUAACGAGUAAAAUGAUCGCCUUCAUUCCUGAGCGUUUUGUUUCUUCAUAUUUGAAUGAACAUACUGUACUAAGAAUUAGAAAGCCUUUUAGCUACUACUGGACUAAUAAAAUACAGAAAAAAAUGGGUGACCUGGAGACAAUCAGCUGUCAUAUUAAUGACAGGAUUUCAUCCAUCCAGUGCUUAUUGGAUUUGUCAAUUGCAGAAGUACCUCAAAAUAAGAUGAAAAAACUUAAACAAGAACUUGAUGCACUUGAGAGACUUCUAAUGGAGUUUGAAAAAAAUGUUGGUCAACAGAAAGACCAGCUCCAGCAUUUGAAGGCUGUUGAAGAGUUAUUCCAAAAUAAUCUGGAGAGUCUUCAACACCUUAAAGACAACGUACCUGCUCAUAUGCCCAACAUAUGUCCCAAUAAAGAAAAUGAACCAAUAACACACAAGAGCCAAGUGCCAGAUGUGGAAUCCACCCAGCACCAAACUGUCAAAAUCAAGAGCCAUGUCAGAGAGAUAGAGUUUAUCACUCUGACAGAGUUUGAAUGUAUCCCUCGGUAUAUGAAAGGACGGCUGUCAUACGAUCAACUCAACAAAGCAGUGGAAAACAUUAAUACAGCUGUUGGAGCCAAGUAUAAAAUUUUCCACCAGCCUGUGAAAACGCUCAACAACCAUGCACGCAAGCUGUACCAGCGUUUCAAGAAUCAGGAGACUAAAGACACUAAAGGUGAAUAUUUUGUGGUGGAAGACGAUUUUCGCGAAUUCACUCAGAUGAAAGUGGACAAGCGACUGCAGGGAAUUCUGAACAUGUUGCGGCACUGCCAGCGCCUGCGAGAGCUGCGAGGAGGAGGCAUUACCCGUUACAUGUUAUUAUGAAUAAGCAACACCUAGGCUUGAGAUUUUUUCAAUUGUUGUUAUGAAUAAACAAUACUGUCUACCUGA
This is a messenger RNA of Phyllopteryx taeniolatus (common seadragon), 1025 nucleotides long. RefSeq names its product spindle and kinetochore associated complex subunit 1 (gene ska1). Bases 108 to 959 code for a protein of 283 amino acids. The record is from RefSeq and is a predicted model, not a curated record. Gene Ontology annotation, molecular function: microtubule binding. Gene Ontology annotation, cellular component: outer kinetochore; mitotic spindle; spindle microtubule. Gene Ontology annotation, biological process: mitotic cell cycle; regulation of microtubule polymerization or depolymerization; cell division. The transcript is spliced from 7 exons. NCBI's taxonomy places the organism in Eukaryota, Metazoa, Chordata, Actinopteri, Syngnathiformes, Syngnathidae.